Triticum aestivum (bread wheat) is the source of this 3199-nucleotide messenger RNA. RefSeq names its product calcium-transporting ATPase 7, plasma membrane-type. Gene Ontology annotation, cellular component: plasma membrane; intracellular membrane-bounded organelle. NCBI's taxonomy places the organism in Eukaryota, Viridiplantae, Streptophyta, Magnoliopsida, Poales, Poaceae. The coding region runs from base 134 to 3043 and encodes 969 amino acids. The transcript has a single exon. The record is from RefSeq and is a predicted model, not a curated record. Gene Ontology annotation, molecular function: ATP hydrolysis activity; ATP binding; P-type calcium transporter activity.
AAGCCUCUCAUCUCUUGACCAAAUAGUGACCCAUCAUCGAUCUCCCCCGCCGCACCCACUCAACCAGCCGUUGCAUCUUCUCAUCGUCGUUGCUUGGCUUCCACUACCAAUUGCUCUCAAUCUCUGCGAGCGGAUGGACAUGGAGCGCCGCGCGGACACCCCGAUCGCCGCGGGGCGGCAGCCUGCGAAUCUAUGGCGCAAGGCGUUGGACGCCAUCCGGGCGUGCAACAGGCUUGGGCACGUCGUGAGGCGGAGCACCUCCUACACCGCCAUCACGAUCCACCACCACGACGGUCACUCCGACGCUGAUGCCGACUCGUGGUACCCUGCUGCCGCCGCCGCCGCCGCCGACGUCGACGGCGGUUCCUUGAAGCGCCUGCUCAAGGAGAUGGACGAGGAGUGCUUCCGCCGCCUCGGUGGCGGCGCCGGCGUCGCAGCCAAGCUCGCCUCCCACCCGGAGCGGGGCAUCGCCGGGGACGCCGACGACGUGCGACGGCGCAAGGCUGACUUCGGCGUCAACGCGUGCCCGAAGCCCGAGUUCAAGAGCUUCUUUGGCCACGUCCGGGACGCGCUCAGCGACGUUUUCCUCAUCGCCCUCCUCGUUUGCUCCGCCGUUUCCCUCGGCGUCGGUAUCAAGGAGCACGGCCUCAAGGACGGGUGGUACGACGGCGCCAGCCUCUUCCUCGCCGUGUUCCUCGUCUCCAGCUUGACGGCCGUCUGCAGCCAUAGGCAGGCCAGGCGGGCCGACAAGCUGGCCAGCGAGUCCGCCGACACCGUCGUCACCGUCGUCCGCGCCGCCCGGAGGCAGGAGGUCUCCACAUUCGACGUCGUCGUGGGCGAUGUGGUAAUACUGAGAAGCGGCGACGCCGUGCCGGCGGACGGGGUGCUCCUCCAUGGCCACGGCCUGCGGGUCGACGAGCCCCACCCUGGCCCGGUGGAAAUCCAAGCCGAGAGAAACCCCUUCCUCGCCUCCGGUGUGAAGGUGCUCGACGGCCACGGCUCCAUGCUCGUCACCGCAGUCGGCACCGACACGUCGUUGGGCGAGGCCUUGAGGAGCCACACAGACCCUCACCCGGCGACGCUCCAGGAGCGUCUCGAGGGCCACACCUCGACCGUCGGCAAGGUGGCCGACGCCGUCGCUGCUGUCGCCUUCACCGUGCUCACCGCGCGCCAUUUCACUGGCUGCGGCACGGGAAUGAUGCCGCUGCUGGACAAGGGCGUCGCGCUCGCGGCGACGCUGAUGCUCACCUUAUCCAUGAAGCCGGUGGUCAUGGACAACGCGCUGGUCCACCGUCUGUCGGCUUUGGAGACGAUGGCGUCCGUCACGGCCAUCUGCGCCGACAAGACUGGAACGCUGACGCUGAACCAGAUGAGCGUGGCCGAGUUCUGGGUCGGCGCUGAGCAGCCUUCAUCCGCCACGGCGAUCGCCGGUGGCGUUGUGAACUUGCUGCGCCAGGGAGCCGGCCUUAACACCACCGGGAGCGUGUACAUGCCGGACAACGCGUCGCCGCCGGAGAUAUCGGGCAGCCCGACGGAGAAGGCGCUGCUGUCGUGGGCGGUGGCGUGCCUCGGCAUGGACGCCGCCACGCUCAGGAGGAGCUUCAGUGUCCUAGAAGUCGAGGCGUUCGACUCUCACCGGAAGCACAGCCGGGCCGUAAUCAGGGACAAUGCCAACGGCGUGGUGCUCGCGCACUGGAAAGGCGCCGCUGAUGUCGUCCUGGCGGGGUGCUCCAUGUACGUGGACACAAGGGGAGAUGCGCGUGAACUCGGCGUCGAGCAGCGGAACAUGCUUGAGAAGGUGAGCAACGACAUGGGGGCCCGAGGCCUCCGGUGCAUCGCCUUCGCCUGCAAGCAGGUCCACCGCACCGAGCCAUCAGAGAUCGACGACGAGGCGGGUCUGACAUUGCUAGGCUUGGUCGGCUUGCACGACCCGUGCCGACCAGAGGUCAAGGCCGCCACUGAAGCAUGCACCAGGGCGGGCGUGGCUGUCAAGAUGGUCACCGGCGACAACAUUCCGACGGCCUGCGCGGCCGCCAACGGGUGCGGCAUCAUGUCCAGCGACGACUCCAAUGGAGUCGUCAUCGAGGGCCCCGAGUUCGUGGGCAUGCCGCCAGCGCGCCAGCUCGAGAUGGUUGACAAGCUCCGCGUCAUGGCGAGGUCGCGGUCCGGCGACAAGCAGGUGCUGGUGGAGCGGCUGAAGCAGAAGGGGCACGUGGUGGCCGUGACCACCGGCGAAGGCACCAGCGACGCGCGGGCGCUCGGGGCGGCCGACGUGGUGCUGUACAUGCGCGCCCCGGGCGCCCGUGUCGCUGGCAGUGUCAGGGACAUCAUCAUACUCAAGGGCAGGUUCGACGCUGUGGUCGCCGCAAUCCGGAUGGGCCGCUGCGUUUACAACAACUUCCAGAAGAUGGUCCAGUUCUACCUCACCGUAAACGUCGUGGCGAUCGUCGUCAACUUCGUGCCGGCGGUCACCACGGGCGACACUCCGCUGACGACCGAGCAGCUCCUGUGGGUGAACAUUGUGAUAGGCGCCUUGAGCGCGCUGGCGGUCGCCACGGACAAGCCCAGCGACGCGCUCAUGGACAGCCCGCCCGUCGCCCGCACGGCGCCGCUCGUCAGCAACGCCAUGUGGCGCGACCUCGCCGCGCAGGCGGCGUUCCAGGUCGCCGUGCUGCUGGCGCUCCAGUACCGUGGCCGCGACGUCCUCGGCACCGACGCCAAGGCCAUGGUCUUCAACGUCUACGUGCUCUGCCAGGUGUUCAACAAGUUCAACACGCGGGAGAUGGAGAAGAAGAAUGCUUUCGCCGGGGUGCUCACGAGCAGCAGCACGAUGUUCCUCGUCUUCAUCGCCGGCAUGCUCGUGCUGCAGGUGGUGAUGGUGGAGGUGCUCGGCAGGCUCGCCGGCGCUGAGAGGCUCGGCCUGGGGCAGUGGGGCAUCUGCGUCGCCAUGGCCGCCGUGUCGUGGCCCGUCGCCAUGGCCGCCAAGUUCAUCCCCGUGACAUCGCCGUGCAGGAGCUCAUCACACGCCAACGCAUUAUGUUAGGCUACUAUAUAUACAUAUGUAUCCAUACUGUAUGCGCGCUUGUGUUUCGUAUACGCCAUACGGUGUAGGUUUGACUCAUCAUGGCUCGGCUGAGUCCUGUAUAUAUUUAUGUUGCUUUCAACAUUUAUUCAAUAUUUAUUUAUUUAUUUAACUUAA